This is a messenger RNA of Caenorhabditis elegans, 1575 nucleotides long. RefSeq names its product MO25-like protein 2 (gene mop-25.2). Gene Ontology annotation, cellular component: spindle pole. The transcript is spliced from 6 exons. Bases 3 to 1019 code for a protein of 338 amino acids. The record is from RefSeq and is marked reviewed. Lineage: Eukaryota; Metazoa; Nematoda; Chromadorea; Rhabditida; Rhabditidae.
UUAUGUUGAAGCCGUUGUUCGGAAAAGCGGACAAAACACCCGCCGACGUGGUGAAGAAUCUGCGGGAUGCAUUGCUGGUUAUUGAUCGACAUGGAACCAACACAAGUGAGCGGAAAGUCGAAAAAGCUAUCGAAGAAACAGCGAAAAUGUUGGCAUUGGCAAAAACGUUCAUUUACGGAUCAGACGCAAACGAGCCGAACAAUGAGCAAGUGACCCAGUUGGCUCAGGAAGUUUAUAACGCAAAUGUGCUCCCGAUGCUCAUUAAACAUUUGCACAAAUUUGAAUUCGAAUGUAAGAAGGAUGUGGCAUCGGUGUUCAAUAAUUUGCUCCGUCGUCAAAUUGGAACAAGAUCACCAACUGUGGAAUACUUGGCUGCAAGACCAGAAAUUCUCAUCACUCUUCUUCUUGGAUACGAGCAACCAGAUAUUGCCCUGACAUGCGGUUCGAUGCUCCGUGAAGCUGUCCGCCAUGAGCAUCUUGCUCGAAUUGUUCUCUAUUCUGAAUAUUUCCAACGGUUCUUCGUUUUUGUUCAAUCUGACGUUUUCGAUAUCGCCACUGAUGCAUUUUCUACAUUCAAAGAUUUGAUGACAAAACAUAAGAAUAUGUGUGCAGAGUAUUUGGAUAAUAAUUACGAUCGAUUUUUCGGCCAAUACUCGGCGCUCACAAACUCAGAAAACUACGUGACCCGACGCCAAUCGCUGAAACUGCUCGGCGAGCUUCUCCUCGAUCGACAUAAUUUCAGCACAAUGAACAAAUAUAUCACAAGUCCAGAGAAUCUGAAAACAGUGAUGGAAUUGUUGAGAGACAAGAGACGGAAUAUCCAGUACGAGGCUUUCCACGUUUUUAAGAUCUUCGUCGCGAAUCCAAACAAGCCACGUCCAAUCACUGAUAUUUUGACAAGAAAUCGUGAUAAACUCGUAGAAUUUCUCACUGCAUUUCACAAUGAUCGAACUAACGACGAGCAAUUCAAUGACGAAAAGGCGUAUCUCAUCAAGCAGAUACAAGAACUUCGUGUCUGAUUACGGAAUGUGACAAAAAAUAUUUUAUUUAAUUCUCACAAUCCAUAUGUUUUUAUUCCAAUGUUUUAUUUCUUUGUGAGUGGCUUUGUGUAGUGCAUCCUUAUCCUUAUCAAUAUUCAAAAAAAAACCACAAUUAUCAUUUGUGAAAUUUUCGGGGGUUACUGUAGCUAUAAUAUUAAGAUACAGUAGUACCUCCCCGCCCUCCAAUCGCCAAAAAUUUUGUUCCAUCCACACCUCGCUUUAGGCAUCGAUCUUUACCGUCUUUCUCUGCAAACAAAAUAUAAUCGUUCCUUUAAAAGAAUCCCCCAUAUUAAAAUCAUGUACGAAUACAAAAAUAUCCAUCCCCUUUCCGUCUGUUUUCCCUCUUAUUUUACGGUUUUUCACAUGUUAAGUUAAGGUUUAUUUCCUUCUUCAUCAAAGAAUUUGAUUUUCUCGCUCUAUCCAUGAUCAUUGUCUUUUUUUUUUGUUUUAUGAUAUUUCAAACGAUUUCUUGAUUCUAUUUUUAUGACUUCAAAUGUCAGAAACAUCGAUUUUUUAGCAUGAAAAUUUUCAAAUC